GGGAAUCAGAGAUCAUCCUGGCAUACUAUGGCAACAAGAAUCAAUGUUUCAAGGACCAUUGGUGAUGUUGAUCCGGGUGCACAUCCUGUCCUUAUUAUUGGCCAGUUGCCACAUUUGUCACUUGUCCCAUGGAAUGUCAUAUCCAAGAAGUUUGGAAAUAGGAUCACCUCUGGACACUUUGAAGAUGCCCUUGCUUCAUUGAAUCCAAAUCCCACAGAUUCUUGUCCUCUCUAUCUACAGGCUGCUACAGUUGCUGCACUCCCCAGCAAAUGCAGUCGCCACAACACACCUUCUCGAGGCCACUCAAUAAGCAAGAUUGUGAAGAGUAGCUCCAUUAGCUCUGAGGGUGACAUCUUAAUUGCUUGUGAAUACAGAGAUGUCUUUGCUUCUCUUUGUGCAGUAGCCAGAGUUUUCCCAUUGUAUUCCAGGAGGACCAGCCAGAUGGAUAAGAAUCAAAAAGUAGUCAAUUUGGAAUUUUAUCUUGUUGGUGACUCUAAAAAGGUAUCAUUAUCAGAGGAAGAUGUUAAUUGCUUGAAUGCAGCAGCUGAGGCUGUGCAACUCUCUGCCAGGAUAGUUGACACCCCGUGCAAUGAAAUGAAUACUGAUACUUUUUUGACAGAAAUUGAAGCAGUUGGAAAGGCUUUGAAUAUCAUACCCACCAUUAUCCGAGGAGAUAAGUUGCAGGAACAAGGAUUUGGAGGGAUAUUUGGUGUUGGGAAGGCUGCCAUUCAUCCUCCAGCUCUAGCUGUUCUCAGUCAUAUUGUACCAAAUGCCACCCAAACUAUCGCAUGGGUAGGGAAAGGCAUUGUGUAUGACACUGGUGGAUUGAGCAUCAAAGCAAAGACCUCCAUGGUGGGCAUGAAGCGAGAUUGUGGUGGAGCUGCAGGAGUUCUAGGAGCCUUUUAUUUGGCCAUAAAACAAGGCUUUUCACAAAAUCUUCAUGCUGUCUUCUGCUUGGCUGAGAAUGCUGUUGGUCCUAUAGCAACAAGGCCUGAUGAUAUUCAUACAUUGUACUCUGGAAGGACAGUAGAGAUCAAUAACACAGAUGCAGAAGGUCGACUUGUGCUGGCUGAUGGUGUAGCUUAUGCUGAGAAGGACUUGAAGGCCAACAUCAUUCUUGACAUGGCCACACUCACUGGUGCUCAGGGAGUAGCCACUGGGAAGUACCAUGGAGCUGUAUUAACUAACAAAGAGUCCUGGGAGCAAUGGACCAUGAGAGCUGGUCAAUUGUCUGGUGACUUAGUUUUCCCUAUACCAUACACUCCAGAGUUGCAUUUUUCUGAGUUCUCCUCUUCAGUUGCUGACAUGAAGAAUUCUGUGGCUGACAGAAGCAAUGCUCAGUCAUCUUGUGCUGGGCUUUUUAUUGCAGCCCACUUGAGGAUGACAACACCUUUAUCCUGGAUUCAUGUUGAUAUGGCAUCACCAGUUCACUGUGGUGAAAGGGCAACUGGAUAUGGUGUGGCUUUGCUGAAUAGUCUGUUUGGUUAUUGUUCACAGAGUCCAAUGCUCCAAUUGCUAUCUCCAGUCACAGCUGAAAAUGGUGUAGAUGGUGAACCUAUCUUAGAUGGCAGCUUAGAGUGCUCAUCAAUUUGCGAGUUUUUCAACAAGAACCUUCAGGCGAAAAUCCUUGUCCCAGCGUGGGACGAUGCCACUGCCCAUACCAUCGCUAAACUCAGUCACCGGACGAUCCCGGAAGUUCAUCGUUGCGAACGAGGAGACCUCACCAUACAAGACGAUUGCCUUACUCUUGAUAAUGCUAUUGAGAUAGCUGCACGGGAGGAGGUGAGGAGAGACAAAGGCAGACACGUGUGCGGGCCUCCGCACAUGUGUCUGGCUUUGUCUCUCCUCACGCUCCAGAUGACACACAGAAGUGAAUUAGAGAGACUGUGCUCCAAGAACUUCUCUAAGCAUGAAGUUAGAGAGGCAUUUGACAGUCUCCUAGAGUCUGAGAAACUGUGGGAUGAAUACUUACUGUCCUUGGAUAGAAGGCUGCAGGAGGUCUCUGCACCAGAGAAUUCUCUGGUUGUAGGUUCCACCAUACCAGAACAUCUGACCCUCAUUCAUGCUGACUCUGAUGAACAAGUAUGGAACCACAAUGCAAUGGUGUACUAUGCAGAGCAGAUGAUUGCAGGGAAAUCUUUGGCCAAGCCCUUUGAGGGUGGAGAAGAUGAUGUCCAUCAAAUGGGAGGAGAUUUCAUUGUGGAUUCUUUGGGCAAACUUGUGUACUGUCAUCUCAGUCAGACUUCACUCAACAGGCCUUCCUCACAUGAACUUCUUUCCUUUCUGCGCUCUUCAGGCUCUCAUCUCUUUCUUCUAGAUGUCAGGCAGUGUAGCUGGGUGAAAAACUUCUCUUGAAUCUAUGCAUUUUUUGUGUCACAGUGUGUAUAAACUUCUUUUCAUUAGAAUCUUACAGGAUUCAAAGGGAUGCAAAUGGGUUGAACAACAUUCCCCAAGUGAUUACAUUGUUGAAUUGAUAGGAAUGAGAACAGCUCGCAAUGCUAUAAUUGUUUGUUGAAAAUAUUGUUUUGCAUUAUGUAUCUGCUUAUGCACAAUCUGCCUUUUCUUCCACUGCAUGGCAUAUUUGAGGCUGCUGUUCUUGCAAGG
Molecule: messenger RNA, 2604 nt
Organism: Darwinula stevensoni
Lineage: Eukaryota; Metazoa; Arthropoda; Ostracoda; Podocopida; Darwinulidae
Source: the annotation of a GenBank genome assembly